GUAGCCGGGUGGUUGUUGUGACUGAGGGGCGCGGGCGGCUUCGGCCUCUGUGGUGGUUCACACAGCCGUGAAGAAUGACGUCGAGAGGUGCUGGGACUGCCUUUUCCCGGAAGAACUACAGGCUGAGCAUUGAAUCUGAGAAGCCCAAGGUCACAGGGAUAGUGAACAGCAAGCUGCUGAAUGACUAUCUGCACCGCAUCUUCCCCAGUGCUGAUGGGAUCCAGCCUGCAGCUGCUUACAGGAAGCCACUGACAUUCCAGAACCUGCAGGAGCACCUCGACAAAUUGCUGGCAAAGGACAGUGGUGCGGAGGACAGUCGAGAUCAGAUAUUAGAGGGGCGACUUGGUCCCUCUACUGUGGUGUUGGACCACACCAGUGGUUUUGAGGGACUCCUCCUGGUUGAUGAUGACCUACUUGGGGUGAUUGGCCACAGCAACUUUGGCUCCAUCAGGGCCACAACCUGCGUGUAUAAAGGGAAAUGGAUCUACGAGGUGCUCAUCUCCUCCCAAGGUCUCAUGCAGAUUGGCUGGUGCACUCUCAACUGCAGGUUUAAUCAGGAGGAGGGGGUUGGAGACACUCCGGAUUCGUAUGCAUAUGAUGGAAACAGGGUGCGCAAGUGGAAUGUCACCACCACCAACUACGGUAAAUCCUGGGCGGCAGGAGACAUCGUCAGCUGUCUGAUAGACCUGGAUGAGGGGACCAUUGCUUUCUGCCUGAAUGGUGUGUCUCUGGGAACAGCUUUCGAUAACAUCACCAGGGGAGCUGGCAUGGCGUACUUCCCCGCUAUCAGCCUCUCCUUUAAAGAAUCAGUCGCUUUUAACUUCGGCAGCCGCCCACUCCGUUAUCCGGUGGAGGGAUAUCACCCCCUGCAGGACCCGCCCAGCAUGGACCUGGUGGAAGCUCACAAGCUGUUGGGCUAUCUGAAGAAUGUUAUUCACAUUGGGAUAGACGUGUUGGAGGGGAAGUUGGUGGAGAAGGACAUGUCGACGUGGCAGCUGCAAGGAGAGCCCACGAUGCUGAUCACCCUGGCACACAUCUUUAACCACUUUGCCCCUCUCAUGUGCAAAGUGUAUCUGGUGGAAGAUGUGCUCAUGAACUUCCUGCUGAGCAUUCUGGAGCGGGGAGGGGCUGUGGAAGCACAUCCUCUCAUCCAGCAGCUACUGGAUCUCAUGUGGCUUCUCAUGGAGGAUUACGAGGUGCAUGAAUGCCUCAAGCAGCUGCUGAUGUCCCUGCUGCGGGCUUACAGGUUCUCUCCCAUCAUCCCAGACCUGGGUUUACAGAUCCAUUACCUCCGGCUCACCAUUGCAGUCCUGAAGCACGAGAAGUCCAGGAAAUAUCUGCUCAACAAUGUCCUCUUCGACGUGCUCCGCUCAGUGGUGUUCUUCUUCAUCAAGAGCCCCCUGCGUGUGGAGGAGGCUGGCCUGCAGGAGCUCAUCCCCACCACCUGGUGGCCAAACCGCUUCACCAAAGAGGGCAAGGAGAGCAAGGAGGUGAAGGAGGAGAGUGCCGAGGAGAGGCUGCGCCGGCGGGCAUAUGACAGAGGCUGCCAGCGGCUCAAAAAACGCAUUGAAGUGGUGGAAGAACUCCAGGUUCAGAUCCUGAAGCUGCUUCUGAACAACAAAGACCGAGGAGGGGGGGAAGCCUCCAGAUACAUCUUCCUGAACAAAUUCCGCAAGUUCCUUCAGGAAAAUGCUAGCAACCGAGGGAACCUGACUGUACUGUGCCCGCCAGAAUACAUGGUCUGCUUCCUGCAUCGACUCAUCUCCACCUUGCGCUGCUACUGGGACGGGCACAAGGCCAAGGCUCCUGCAGCCCUGAGCAGUGAGGAGGCAUAUGUUCCUCCUCAGCUCUUCUAUAACGGGAAGGUGGAUUACUUUGACCUGCAGCGACUCGGUGGACUCCUGUCUCAUCUCAAGAAGACUCUGAAAGAUGACCUGGCUUUGAAAGCAAAUAUCCUGAUUGAUCCUGCGGAGCUGCAGGCUGUGACCAUGGACGACCUGGAUGAGGAUGAGGAGUCUGCAACGUCCACAGCCCAGCGCCCAGUUGCAGCACUGGCCAUUGGUGGUGCCCUUGCCAGGCCCAGUUGGCUCAGCUCACCCACCCUGGGCCGUGCCAACCGCUUCCUCAGUACAGCCGCCGUCAGCCUGAUGAACCCGCGGCGGUCCCUGGGCACCCUGGAGAAGAUGAAAGCACGCACGCUGAGUGUGGAGCAGCGGACAGAGGAUGACAGAGCUGCGGGAGAGGCGGGGUGCGUCCAUGCUGUCACGGCAGCGCUGAUCCUGGCGCAGGCAGCCUGGGCUGGUGAAGUGUCUCCUGAAGCAGUAGAAGGCAGCCAUGGAAAUGAGGGUCUGUUACUGGGGAGACCCCCCGAGGAGCCGGAGCAGUCAAUCACUGAGAACUCCCUUCUGGAGAUCCUGGAUGGAAUAGUGAUGAUGUACAACCUCAGCGUCCACCAGCAGCUUGGUAAGAUGGUGGGUGUGUCCGAUGAUGUAAACGAAUACGCCCUGGCACUGAAGGACACAGAGGAGAAGAUUAGCCGAUGUCCAAAGAGGAGGAGGGACAUCUACGAGGAGCUGGUGAAAAGCCAGAAGGUUUUCUCAGAGAAACUCAACCACCUGAGUCGCCGGCUAGCCUGGAUCAAUGUCACCAUCUACUCCAAGGAGAAGAUGCAGGACAUAUACUGGCUGCUGCGAGUGUGCAUCCGCACCAUUGAGCACGGGGACAGGACGGGCUCGCUCUUCGCCUUCAUGCCGGAGUUCUACCUCAGUGUGGCCAUGAACAGCUACAGCGCGCUGAAGAACUACUUCAGCCCUGUCCAUAGCAUGGAGGAGCUCCCCGGCUAUGAAGAGACUCUGACGCGUCUUGCUGCCAUCCUGGCCAAGCACUUUGCUGACUCCAGGAUCGUCGGCACUGACAUCCGGGACUCUCUGAUGCAGGCGCUGGCCAGCUACGUCUGCUACCCACACUCGCUGCGGGCCGUGGAGAGGAUCCCAGAGGAGCAGCGAAUAUCCAUGAUGAGGAACCUGCUGGCUCCCUACGAGCAGCGGCCAUGGGCGCAGACCAACUGGAUCCUUGUUCGGCUGUGGCGGGGCUGUGGGUUUGGAUACAGGUACACGCGGCUCCCGCACCUGCUGAAAACCAAGCCCGAGGAUGCCAAUCUCCCCAGCCUGCAGAAGCCGUGCCCCUCCACCCUUCUGCAGCGGCACAUGGCCGAUCUGCUGAGCAGUGACUGCGACAUGGCACCCAGCUUCCUCAACAGCGUCCUCAACCAGCUCAACUGGGCCUUCUCGGAGUUCAUUGGCAUGAUCCAGGAGAUCCAGCAGGCAGCAGAGCGCCUGGAGAGGAACUUCGUGGACAGCCGUCAGCUGAAGGUGUGCGCGACGUGCUUCGACUUGUCCGUGAGCCUGCUCAGAGUGCUGGAAAUGACCGUCACACUGGCCCCUGAGAUUUUCCUCGACUGGAGCCGCCCCUCCUCGGAGCUGCUGCUCAGGAGACUCGCCCAGCUGUUGAACCAGGUGCUGAAUCGGGUGACAGCCGAGCGGAACCUGUUCGACAGAGUGGUCAACCUCCGGCUGCCAGGGCUAGAGAGCGUGGAUCAUUAUCCAAUCCUUGUGGCUGUGACGGGGAUUCUGGUCCGACUCCUCAUGGACACUGACUUCCAAGGGGCCAAGCGGGCGACAGCUGUGCUCCUGGCAGACCCCGGCUUCCAGCUCCGCUCCAUCCAGUACCUGCUGGGCCAUGCAGAGCCAUCAGCACUGGCAGCCACGCCUCCCUCUGCAGACAAGAGACAUUUCUCCCUGCACACCUACACCGACUACAUCAGCCAGGAGGAGCUGGCCAAGGUGGAGCGGAUGCUGAGCCACCUGCGUGAAGAGUCAAAGCAGGCAGCUGCCUCCAUGCUGCCCACCAGUGAGGAAGACCUGUGCCCCAUCUGCUACGCACACCCUAUCUCGGCCAUCUUCAGGCCAUGCUCCCACAAGUCCUGCAAAGCCUGCAUCAACCAGCACCUGAUGAACAACAAGGACUGCUUCUUCUGCAAGGCCACCAUCACAGGCGUGGAUGACUUCACCAAGCCAGGCAGCUCCUAG
Messenger RNA from Emys orbicularis (European pond turtle), 4088 nucleotides. It is a transcript of the gene RNF123, whose product is annotated as ring finger protein 123. Lineage: Eukaryota; Metazoa; Chordata; Testudines; Emydidae. The record is from RefSeq and is a predicted model, not a curated record. Gene Ontology annotation, molecular function: protein binding; ubiquitin-protein transferase activity. Gene Ontology annotation, cellular component: cytoplasm.